Molecule: messenger RNA, 1130 nt
Organism: Ceratotherium simum simum (southern white rhinoceros)
Lineage: Eukaryota; Metazoa; Chordata; Mammalia; Perissodactyla; Rhinocerotidae
Gene: ABHD11
Product: abhydrolase domain containing 11
Biological process (GO): lipid metabolic process
Cellular component (GO): mitochondrion
Molecular function (GO): carboxylic ester hydrolase activity
Source: RefSeq, a predicted model, not a curated record
AGGCGGAGCGAGCGGACUGGACGAGGUGCGCGCUGUGCGGCGGUUCCCGAGCAUGCUCCGCUGGGUCCGCGCCUGGGGGCUCCCCCACAGGGGGCUCGGUCCCCCCAGUCUCAGCUUCUCUGGGGUGCCCGUCGCGCCCAGCAGCAGCAGCAGCGGCCGAGGCGGCGCCGAGCCGAGGCCGGUGCCGCUUUCCUACAAGCUUCUGGACGGGGAGGCGGCCCGCCCGGCCCUCGUCUUUCUGCACGGGCUCUUCGGCUGCAAAACCAACUUCAACUCUGUCGCCAAGGCCCUGGCCCAGCAGACAGGCCGAAGGGUGCUGACAGUGGAUGCUCGGAACCAUGGUGAUAGCCCCCACAGCUCAGACAUGAGCUAUGAGGCCAUGAGCCAGGACCUGCAGGACCUCCUUCCCCAGCUGGACUUAGUGCCCUGCGUCCUCAUUGGUCACAGCAUGGGAGGCAAGACAGCCAUGCUGCUGGCACUACAGAGGCCAGAGCUGGUGGAACGCCUGAUUGCCGUGGACAUCAGCCCAGUGGAGACCACAUCUAGCUCAGACUUCCCAACCUACGUGGCAGCCAUGAGGGCCAUAGACAUCCCGGAUGAGGUGUCCCGCUCCUGUGCCCGCAAACUGGCCAGUGAGCAGCUCAGCACUGUCAUCCAGGACAUGGCUGUGCGACAGUUCCUGCUGACCAACCUGGUGGAGGUGGACGGGCGCUUCGUGUGGAGGGUGAACUUGGAUGCCUUGGCCCAGCAUGUGGACAAGAUCAUGGCCUUCCCACCACAACAAGAAUCCUAUUCUGGGCCAACCCUCUUCCUCCUUGGUGGAAAUUCUCAAUUUGUGCCGCCCAGCCACCACUCUGAGAUUAGGCGGCUCUUCCCUCGGGCCCAGAUGCAGACCGUGCCUAACGCUGGGCACUGGAUCCACGCCGACCGCCCGCAGGACUUCCUGGCUGCCAUUCGAGGCUUCCUGGCCUGAGGGUUGCUGGCCAGAGGGGACACAAAACCGCAGGCUUCAAGGCCCUGUUGCCUGCUCCACGUUUCUGCACAGAAGGACUCAGGCGGGCACAGAGGGCAUGAGGGUACAGAGGUGGUCAGACCUCAAGCUUUAAUGAAUAAAGACACUGCUCCCAAGG